AUGCAGUCUGUCAAUGGUGCUGCUCAACAAUCUACACCACAGCCACAGUCUUCGGCCACAUCCAAGGAGCCUCUUUUGUCUACCGACCAGCAGACCACCUUGCGCCAACAGCUGUCUGCCUUCAACUACCUGCAAAAGAACAUGCCCAUUCCUCAGAACAUCCAAGACUCUCUGUUCCAAGCACAAAAGGCCACUGCUAUCGAUUCCUCAAAACCUGCAACGCCUGCCACUCAACCUUCGACCAGAACCCACCGCUUCCAGUCCUUCAAGGACCCUCACACCCUCGUUCCCAAUGCUAUCUCAUAUCUGGACCACACCCGUCGCGACCAGCGUCACAUCAUCCCCAGUAUCAUGCCUCUAGGUAUCGAUGUUGACAGAGCACGGGAAGAGAGGGAGGCCAUUCUGUACAACCGUAUCAUGGCACGCAAGAGCGAACUGGACAAACUUCCUGCCAACAUCGGCUCUUGGGACACGACUUCAUCGACCGUUCCUGUCGACAACGGCAAGUUGAAACUGAAGGCUCUCAUCGAGCACAAGAUGCUGUCCUUGCUCCCCAAGCAGCGCCAAAUGAGAGCAAAUGUCAGUCGCGAGAUGAUGCAGUCCGAUAACCUCGCCAUGACUGCUAAUCGCGCUCUGUACCGCCGCAUCAAGAAGCAAUCUCUGCGCGAAGCUCGUAUCACCGAGAAGCUCGAAAAGCAACAACAAGAUGCUCACGAGUCAAAGGAGAAGAAGAAGCACAACGACUUCCUUCGCUCUGUGCUGUCUCAUGGCAACGAACUCAAGACGUCGGCUGCCAACCAGCGAACCAGGAUUCAAAAGCUCGGCCGUCUCAUGCAGACCACUCACUCAAACAUCGAAAAGGAAGAACAAAAGCGCAUCGAAAGAACCGCCAAGCAACGUCUGCAAGCCCUCAAAGCCAACGACGAAGAGACUUACCUCAAGCUGCUGGGCCAGGCAAAGGACAGCCGUAUUUCUCACUUGCUCAAGCAGACCGAUGGUUUCCUCGACCAGCUUGCCGCCUCCGUCAAGGAACAGCAACGCGGUGCUGCUCGCAGAUAUGGAGUCGUCGAAGAGGAAGAAGAGCCAGAGGUUGUUGAAGAAGAUGAAGAUGGCGAGGCUAUAUCAAGAAAGGUCGACUACUAUGAAGUUGCUCACAAGAUCAAGGAAGAGGUCACGCAGCAAGCCAACAUUCUCGUUGGUGGUACUCUCAAGGAGUACCAGAUCAAGGGUCUCCAGUGGAUGAUCUCGCUCUACAACAACAACCUCAACGGUAUCCUUGCUGAUGAGAUGGGUCUUGGAAAGACCAUUCAGACAAUCAGUUUGAUUACCUACCUUAUCGAGAAGAAGCGUCAACCAGGACCUUAUCUGGUCAUUGUACCUCUUAGUACGUUGACGAACUGGAACAACGAAUUCGACAAAUGGGCACCUUCUGUUUCAAAGAUUGUUUACAAGGGACCCCCGGCCCAAAGAAAGACUCACCAGAACCAGAUCAGAUAUGGCAACUUCCAAGUCUUGCUUACUACCUACGAGUUCAUCAUUAAGGACAGACCCGUACUCAGUAAGAUCAAGUGGCUGCACAUGAUUGUCGACGAAGGCCAUCGUAUGAAGAACGCCAACUCCAAGUUGAGCAGCACCAUCACUCAGUAUUACACCACACGUUACCGCUUGAUUUUGACAGGUACUCCUCUCCAGAACAAUCUUCCCGAGUUGUGGGCCCUGCUCAACUUCGUUCUUCCCACCAUUUUCAAGUCGGUCAAGUCGUUUGAUGAAUGGUUUAACACUCCCUUCGCCAACACAGGUGGACAGGAUAAGAUGGAGUUGUCAGAAGAAGAGCAGCUGCUUGUCAUUCGUCGUCUUCACAAGGUGCUUCGACCUUUCCUUCUGCGUCGUCUCAAGAAGGAUGUCGAGAAAGACUUGCCUGACAAGCAGGAGCGUGUCAUCAAGUGUCAGUUUUCAUCACUUCAAGCCAAGUUGUACAAGCAGCUCGUCAGUCACAACAGGCUUAUGGUCAGUGAUGGCAAGGGUGGAAAGACUGGUCUGCGUGGUCUCAGCAACAUGCUCAUGCAGUUGAGAAAACUUUGCAACCAUCCCUUUGUCUUCGAAGAAGUCGAGGAUCAGAUCAACCCUGGCAAAGGAACCAACGACACACUGUGGCGUACAGCUGGAAAGUUUGAGCUUCUCGACAGAAUUCUACCCAAGUUUGAGAGGUCUGGCCAUCGUGUCUUGAUGUUCUUCCAGAUGACACAAAUUAUGAACAUCAUGGAAGAUUUCCUCCGUCUGCGCGGGCUUAAGUAUCUACGUUUGGACGGAUCAACAAAGGCUGAUGACCGUAGUGAGCUCCUCAGAAUUUUCAACGCGCCUGACUCACCUUAUUUCUGUUUCCUGCUAUCGACUCGCGCUGGUGGUCUCGGUCUGAAUCUGCAGACUGCCGAUACCGUUAUCAUCUACGACUCUGAUUGGAACCCUCAUCAGGAUCUUCAAGCUCAAGAUCGUGCUCAUCGUAUUGGUCAGAAGAACGAGGUUCGCAUUCUACGUCUCAUCAGUUCCAAUUCCGUGGAAGAGAAGAUUCUCGAACGUGCCAACUACAAGCUUGCUAUGGACGGCAAAGUCAUUCAGGCUGGUAAAUUCGACAACAGGUCGACCAACGAAGAGCGUGAUGAGAUGCUUCGUGUCAUGCUGGAGUCUGCCGAAGCAGCCGAGGCAUUCGAGCAAGAGGAAAUGGAUGACGAUGACCUGAACGUGAUCAUGAUGCGCUCUGAUGAGGAGUUGACACUCUUCCAACAGAUGGACAAGGAGCGUCUAAGGGAUCAGAAAUACGGCCCUGGAAAGAAGUAUCCUCGUCUCAUGUGUGAGCAGGAGCUUCCUGACAUUUAUGUGAACGAAGAGGGCCCGAUCGAGGAGAUUGUUGAGGUCGCCAUGGGUCGUGGUAACCGCGAGCGCGCCAGAGUCAAGUAUGACGAUGGUCUUACUGAGGAGCAAUGGCUCGAAGCUGUCGACAACAGUGAUGACGAUAUCGAGUCUGCCGUUGCCCGUAAACAGGCUCGUAUCAGCAGACGUGCCGGUAACAAGGAAAAGAGGGGACAAGAAGGCCAGGACGAUACGCCCCCACCAGAGUCUCGCGCCAGCUCAGAAUCUCCUCAGCCAAAGAAGCGUGGUCGCAAGCCCAAGCCUGAGACUGUCCAGAAGCGCAAGGCCGAGGAAGAGGUCGAAGCACCACAACCGAGAAAGCGUGGCCGUCAAGCUAAGGUGCCCGAUCUGCUGCCGCCGUCUGAACGCGAGCACUUGCAAGAGGUUCUCGACGCAGUGCACGACACACUGAUGGACCUCGAGGAGGAGUCGACCGAGCCCGAUAUCGCCAACAGAGGGAUCAUCGACCCGUUCAUUGAGUUGCCACCUCAGAAGCAUUACCCCGACUACUACCAGCUCAUCCGCACACCUGUUUGCAUGGAUCAGAUCCAAAAGAAGAUCAACAAGAAGCAGUACCAGAACCUGCGCCAGUUCAGACAGGACAUCAAGCAGUUGUGCGACAACUGCAGGACUUACAAUGAGGAUGGAAGUACUCUGUACCAAGACGCGAACUUGAUUGAGGAAACCGCUGUCAAGAAGCUUGCUGAAGAGACAGCCAAGUACCCCGAGUUUGCAGACUGGGAGACCGAGACUGGCAACACACGACCCGUUUCCAAUGCUGGUACACCUCAGCCACGCGUCAAGCUGAGUCUCGGUGGUCGCAAGAGCCGCGGUGGCACAGAGUCCAUGGCUCAGAGCGAUGACGAUGAGUAA
Molecule: messenger RNA, 3780 nt
Organism: Aureobasidium namibiae CBS 147.97
Lineage: Eukaryota; Fungi; Ascomycota; Dothideomycetes; Dothideales; Saccotheciaceae
Product: chromatin remodeling complex SWI/SNF component SWI2
Exons: 2
Coding region: 1-3780 (1259 amino acids)
Biological process (GO): positive regulation of transcription by RNA polymerase II
Cellular component (GO): nucleus
Molecular function (GO): histone binding; ATP-dependent chromatin remodeler activity; DNA binding
Source: RefSeq, a predicted model, not a curated record